GAGAGAGAGAGAGAGUCGGGGAGGUCGAGGCGGUGGGAAUGUACUGUAGCUCCGGCGGGGAAGAGCGAAGGUUGUCCGGCCAAUGUCUCAGUUUUCCCUCCCUUCCCACUGAACCAGAGCCCCUCUCCGCCUCCACACAGACGGACCCCGCGUCCGGAGCGUCUGACGGCGGCUGCGGGAAAGGACUGAACACGGAGCUAAACUGGAGCUCCACUGCAGUGUUACAGUUACUCAUGUAACGAAGAUGUCCAAUGGAAAACAGGUGGUCUAUAGAGGCACUAGGUGGUGUACAGGGCUGACGUGCUGACUGUUUCUACAAAGAAGGACAACUCAAACGCAGACACACCUCUGAUGCCUCUGGCCAGUCUGAGCUCAUGGUGUGUGCUUGCUGGGAUAAACUAGUGGCCUGGCCAAAGAGCGCAGUGUUGCUACACACAAUACAGCCCACACAGGAUGUCGUGGGCCAGAGGCCUCUUCGUAGGCAGAGUGGAUGAGCGAAAGACAGCAUGGGGAGAGCGCAAUGGCAAAAAGAGGAAGGAAAGCUCGUCACUGUGCAACCCACACUACAUGAGCUGUCUCAGGGACCCUGAGGACCUGGAGCUGCCUAAUGCGGCCCCCCAGCAUUACCAUUGCGGCGGAGCAGGCACCAGUGGAGGCAGCUUUGGCCUGCGCUGCGGCUGGCAGGAGGACCACUACGGGAAGAGGCUGGGCGGCGGGGAUCUGGGUCUAAAGGCUGUGGACCUGGGUUUUGAAGACGGUGAGCUGAAGGGCAGGAAAGAGGAGGAUUUAGAAGAGGGCAGCUGCAAGACGAUGACCACGGCAGACUGCUGGAUGCGGGUCAUGUGGGUUUUCCAGUCCAAGAAAUUUCAAUCCACCAAGCUGGAGCGUCUGUACCAGCGCUACUUCUUCAGGCUCAACCAGAGUUCUCUGACAAUGCUGAUGGGAGUGCUGGUGGUGGUGUGUGGGGUCAUGCUGGCCUUUCACUGCAUCCACACGAUCCCCGACGUGGCCUAUGUCUCUGUACUCUCUGUGGCUAUGGCCCUCUUCCUGGCCAUGAUGGUGGUGUGCAACCGCAACGGCUUCCACCAGGACUAUAUGUGGAUUGUGAGCUAUCUGGUGAUCGGGAUGUUGAUUGUAGUGGAGGUUUUUGGGGUGCUGAUGGUGUACCCCUCGAGUGCCACAGAGGGCAUCUGGUGGACCGUCUUCUUUAUCUACAUCAUCUACACGCUGCUGCCGGUCAGAAUGAGAGCUGCUGUGGUCAGUGGAGUUGUGCUGUCCACCAUACACGUAGUGACCGCCUGGCAGCUCAACCAAGAGUACCAGUUCAUUUUCAAACAGAUCAGUGCCAACGUGGUGAUCUUCCUGUGCACUAACAUGAUCGGGAUCUGUACCCACUACCCUGCUGAGGUCUCCCAGAGACAAAGACAAGCCUUCCAGGAGACGAGAGGAUAUAUCCAGGCCAGACUGCACCUGCAGAGGGAAAACCAGCAGCAGGUAUACAUGUGCGCACAAAUUCUGCCAAGGCACGUUGCCAUGGAGAUGAAGGCUGAUAUCAAUGCCAAGAAGGAAGAUAUGAUGUUCCACAAGAUCUACAUCCAAAAACACGACAACGUUAGCAUACUGUUUGCAGACAUCGAGGGCUUCACCAGCCUGGCGUCUCAGUGCACGGCGCAGGAGCUGGUCAUGACGCUGAACGAGCUGUUCGCUCGCUUUGACAAGCUGGCCUCGGAGAACCACUGCCUGCGUAUUAAAAUCCUAGGGGACUGUUACUACUGUGUGUCAGGACUGCCUGAGCCACGGGCUGACCACGCCCACUGCUGUGUGGAGAUGGGAGUAGACAUGAUUGAGGCCAUCUCGCGUAUCCACAUCACCAAAGCCACACUACAGUAUCUGAACGGGGACUAUGAGGUAGAGCCAGGAUUUGGAGGGGAGAGGAAUGCUUACCUGAAGGAGAACAACAUUGAAACCUUCUUGGUGCUGGGCUGCAGCCAGAAGAGGAAAGAGGAGAAAGCCAUGAUGGCCAAGAUGCAGCGAGCACGUGCAAAUUCUGCCGAGGGAUUGAUGCCACGCUGGGUGCCUGACAGAUCCUUCUCCAGACCCAAGGAGCCCAAAGUCUACAGGCAGAUGGGCAUCGAUGAAGCAUCCAGCAAAGACAACCGCUGCGCUCAGGAGGCCCUGAACCCUGAGGAUGAGGUGGAUGAGUUUCUUGGACGGGCCAUCGAUGCACGCAGUAUCGACCAGCUGAGGAAGGACCAUGUCAAGAAGUUCCUACUCACCUUUCAGACUGCUGACCUGGAGAAAAAGUACUCCAAAAAAGUUGAUGAUCGUUUGGGGGGAUACGUGGCCUGCACUCUCUUAGUUUUCUUUUGCAUCUGUUUCAUUCAGAUGAUCAUUUUUCCAAAAACAACACUUAUGCUUGGUCUUUACAUCAGCAUCUUCAUCAUCCUCGCCAACAUCCUCUUCAUCUGUGCCAUCUACUUCUGCAUCAAACUCUUCCCAGUUGCCUUGCAGACUGUAACCAAGAAAAUAGUCCAGUCUCGUGCAAACAGCACACUGGUGGGCGUCUUCGCCAUCCUGCUCCUCUUCAUUUCCUCCUUUGCUAACAUGUUUACCUGCAGCAGAGAGAAACUGCAGGACUGUGUGGCCGACGAGCUGAACACAUCAUCAGUGACUCUCUGCCUGCUGCACAACCUGACUAAGACAGCGGAGGACGGUUUGACUCUGUGUUCCAGCCAGGCCAUGCCCUGCCAUUUCCCAGAGUAUUUCAGCUACAGUGUACUGCUGACCCUGCUGGCCUGCUCUGUGUUCCUCCACAUCAGCAGCAUAGGGAAGCUGGCUCUGAUGCUACUCAUCCAGCUCACUUUCCUCCUGCUGGUAGAGUGGCCUCAGGUGGCCCUGUUUGACAACGCAGACCUGCUGGUCAUUGCCAACACCCUGCAAUUAUCACCUGUAAAUGAUUCCCUACAACAGCCUGGUUUCAAUGAAACCGCAGAACAGUGCCUGGAGAGCGUGACCAAGGUAUCCCUAAAGGUCAUGACCCCUGUAAUCCUGACGGUGUUUGUUCUGGCUCUCUACUUGCACGGCCAGCAGGUGGAGUCCACCGCACGCCUUGACUUCCUCUGGAAGCUGCAGGCCACAGAGGAGAAGGAGGAGAUGGAGGAGCUGCAGGCGUACAAUCGCCGCCUGCUCCACAACAUCCUGCCUAAGGACGUAGCUGCCCACUUUCUAGCACGGGAGCGUCGGAAUGAUGAGUUGUACUACCAGUCAUGUGAGUGCGUCGCUGUCAUGUUUGCCUCCAUCAGCAACUUUUCUGAGUUUUACGUGGAGCUGGAAGCUAACAACGAGGGAGUGGAGUGUCUCAGGCUGCUCAACGAGAUCAUCGCCGAUUUUGACGAGAUCAUCAGUGAGGAGAGGUUCCGUCAACUGGAGAAAAUCAAGACCAUUGGCUCCACCUACAUGGCAGCCUCUGGCCUCAACGACUCCACCUACGACCGAGAGGGCCGUUCACACAUUCUGGCCCUGGCUGACUACGCCAUGAGGCUUAGAGAGCAGAUGAAAUACAUCAACGAGCACUCCUUCAACAACUUCCAGAUGAAGAUAGGGUUGAACAUGGGGCCAGUGGUAGCAGGGGUGAUUGGAGCCAGGAAACCGCAGUAUGAUAUCUGGGGGAACACAGUCAUCCGAUGGACAGCACAGGUAGUACCAGACUACAUCCAGGUGACCACAGACUUAUACCACGUGCUGGCCAACAACGGAUACCAGCUGGACUGUCGAGGUGUUGUCAAGGUGAAGGGGAAGGGGGAGAUGACCACUUACUUCCUCACCAGCGGUCCCCCGGGCAGUUAACAACAGAGAGGCCGACCGCAGCGUGACUCCCACUGCACUGACAAGACAGAGACUGCAGAGAGACUGAGUGGUCAGCUCGGUGAUGAGCACCGAGGCACGGUGCGAACACACUGGGGACAAGAGACGACCGACACAGACGAGCCCAGCCUGUCUGUGUGUUGUCACAUACUCAGAUGCACACAUGUAGGACGUUGUCCACGUUUGAAGGCUUUUUCCCAAGCUGCUCGAGAGAUCAUGAACCCCAGUUGCCUUAGAACGGAAGUGGCUAUGCUUGUGUUUAUGAGCAAUAGUACAAGUAUUUCAUCUGGAGUCGUUAUUUAUUUUUCGUGCGGAUAGAUUUUUGUGAUGACCUUGUACAAAAAAGAAAAUAUACAUACACAAAUAAAACAAAACUAUGUUACUUAAAAGAAAAUAUGCAAGGACAACAUGAAGGAUGAAAAUGACCAAAGAACAAAUGUUUAAUAUGAAACACACAUUAAUGAUUCUGUUCAAAAGUACAGUAACCUUAAGUAAUUUAUUCGUCUAUUGACAGCAAAGGCCACGGUAACGUCACUGUCGUUGAUAGUGACGAACGCUUUUUUUUUUGUUGUGGACUUAUUCAUGAAGGAGAACACAUACACAGAUUAAAAAAAACCAACACAAUAACCUUGGCUCGACUGGCUGUGUUUCUUAUCAGGGCCUUCUUUGUUUCUUCCAGCCUGUGAUUAGCCACAGUCUGGACACAAGGCUGUUUGUGGUUCACUGAAAUGUAUUUUCGAUUGAUUACUUGCUCCCUGCAAUGUAUUUUUGGUUCAAGCCAAAAACAAGAAGUAUGACAGGAAGGAAGAACAGUUGCAUUAGUAUCACGGUACUGAGAUUGUUAAACUGUUAUUAAACAUUUUAUAUAAGUGUGUGAGAGUGUAUGGGUGUGUGUGUGUGUGUGUCUGUAUGGGUGUGAGCACACGUAGCUGAAUGCUGAUCUUUAUCUAUAAAGGGGCAUACUGUAACUUUUCACUGUGAGGUUUUUAUGAUACUGUAUGACAAUGCUUUCUUGCCAAACUGGUUGCUGCAAGGCAUGUUUUAUAUUAUUCCUCAGAGUUGUGUGCCCAUUCCUGAUUUCUUGUGUCAAAAUGAUCCUUUGAAGAGAAUUAUGUCUACGCGCCUUUUACUGGACUGUGAUUUUGACUAAUUUCAUUCCAACCUAAAUAAGCAAAAGCCUACGAAACGUAUAUUUUGGAUUGUGUUAAAACAUGCGAACGUAAACUGGUUUCCUGACAGCUUCAGGAUUAACUGUAUGCAGGAAUUAUCUGUCUGCUCACAAAUAUUGCCUUGAGAUUAUGCAGUUCCAAGGUCCACAUACUUCAUGGACCAAUAUUCACAACUUUACACAACAGUAUUUGACGCUCGCUGGUUGUAUUUGGCACAUGGAGGCUUGAAACCCCCCAAAAUUAAUCAUUCAAAACAAUAAUGAUGUGAAUGUAUGUAAAAAUGAAUAUUUUUGUCCACAAUGAAACUACUACUGAAGAAAACCACUCUUUGCAUUGCCUUUGGUACUGAGGAAGGAGCUUAAUCAUUGUACUAGAGGCCAAAUUAAUUGGACUGUAUGUUUGCUGAAGAGCGAAGGUGCAUUUUAUAUUUAGACAAGCUUUACACCUGGUGUUGAUAUGCUCACUUUUCUGUCUGAGCCUAAAAGUGCUGCCUUCAUAGGGUACAAAAAAAGAUCCUCACUUUCACUUAUCCCUCUCUGUCCUUAAAAUGAAAGGUCAACUAAACACUUGCAUUUUCCUUUAAAAAAGUGGCAGAGUGUAAGAAAUAGUGCAAUGAUUUAUUUGAUUCAUUUCCCCUUGGAUAAGAAAUUAAUAAAUGGCUGUUUUUGCA
Morone saxatilis (striped sea-bass) is the source of this 5703-nucleotide messenger RNA. RefSeq names its product adenylate cyclase type 6-like. The record is from RefSeq and is a predicted model, not a curated record. Gene Ontology annotation, biological process: adenylate cyclase-inhibiting G protein-coupled receptor signaling pathway; intracellular signal transduction; adenylate cyclase-activating G protein-coupled receptor signaling pathway. Gene Ontology annotation, cellular component: plasma membrane. Gene Ontology annotation, molecular function: adenylate cyclase activity. Lineage: Eukaryota; Metazoa; Chordata; Actinopteri; Moronidae.